AUGGGAAACUCUCUAAAGUCUUUCAAAGAACAACCUCAUUCAACGGCUUACGAGCCUCUCAUCUCUGUUUCAGAAAACGAGAACAUGAGAGUCUUCAGCUUCGCCGAACUGAAGAAAGCAACGAAGAAUUUUAGAAGAAACAUGGUCGUAGUUGACCACGGUUGGUCUGUUCGGACAUUUUACAAGUGCUACAUAGACCGUACCACAUUUACUCUAUCAAGAACUGACACUGGAACCGCUGUUUCUGUCAUGGAUUGUGAUAGUUUACCGCACACUCUACAUGAAUGUGAGGGACAAGUGAAGUUUCUAGGACAGAUUUAUCAUCCUAACUUGGUCAAACUUUUGGGUUACUGUUGUAAAGAUAACAAAUCAAACUUCUUGGUUUUUGAAUACUUUCACAAAGGAAGUUUGGACCGUCACAUUUACGGAAAAGAAGAGGCAUUGACAUGGGAAAUACGGGUCAAUAUCGCCAUUGGAAUAGCUCGAGGUCUUGUGUUUAUCCACUCGAUCAAGAACAUCCCGCUACAUCAAGAACUCAGAAUGCAUAACAUUAUGCUUGACGAGCAAAACAAUGCAAAAUUGCUUUAUCUUGUACCAAACGAACAAUAUUUGGAUGAUGAUGAACGAAUCAUAAGAGGAGAUGUAUACAACUCUCCUGAAUGGAUCAAAGGUGAUUAUGUGGAAGCUAAGACAGAUGUUUUCACAUUUGGUCUGAUCUUGCUUGCGCUUUUAACUGGUUCAAAAUCUGCAGUUAAAAAAGAGAUUACCAAAAGAGCAUGUGUAUGGACAUCUUUAUUGUCCGAUGAUCAUAAGAUUGGGGAAAUAAUCGAUCCGCGACUUGGGAAUAAUUGUCCCAUGAAUGCGGUGACACAGAUGGGCACACUCAUCAGAAGAUGCACCAAGUGGGACAAGAUUAAACGACCAUUGAUGCAAGAAGUCUUGGAUACUCUAAAUUACAUUGCAGAGAUUAAGGAUUAA
Molecule: messenger RNA, 978 nt
Organism: Eutrema salsugineum
Lineage: Eukaryota; Viridiplantae; Streptophyta; Magnoliopsida; Brassicales; Brassicaceae
Product: putative inactive serine/threonine-protein kinase At5g11400
Exons: 6
Coding region: 1-978 (325 amino acids)
Biological process (GO): protein phosphorylation
Molecular function (GO): ATP binding; protein kinase activity
Source: RefSeq, a predicted model, not a curated record